Sphenostylis stenocarpa is the source of this 1191-nucleotide messenger RNA. The record is from the annotation of a GenBank genome assembly. NCBI's taxonomy places the organism in Eukaryota, Viridiplantae, Streptophyta, Magnoliopsida, Fabales, Fabaceae.
AUGGCCACUCUUUUCCAUCCCACCGCCGCAUUCUCCACCUCUCACAAACUCCACAUCCCAUCACCCAUCUCAGUGAGGAAAGGACAAAUCUUUGUUGUCAGAUCUGAUGCAAGGAUGAACAACCUCAUCUCAAGAGGAGCUCACAAGUCUCAGACUCAGAGGCUGCUUACUAAUGCAGUGGCGACUAAGGCAGACAAUUCUUCAUCAUCAAAAACCGGGCAUGAACUUCUCCUUUUCGAAGCCCUACAGGAAGGUUUGGAAGAAGAAAUGGAAAGGGAUCCUCGUGUGUGUGUCAUGGGUGAGGAUGUUGGUCAUUAUGGAGGAUCUUACAAAGUGACUAAGGGCCUAGCACCUAAGUUUGGGGACCUCAGGGUUUUGGACACCCCUAUUGCUGAGAAUGCCUUCACAGGCAUGGGCAUUGGAGCUGCCAUGACUGGUCUGAGGCCAGUUGUUGAGGGCAUGAACAUGGGUUUUCUACUUCUGGCAUUCAACCAGAUCUCCAACAACUGUGGCAUGCUCCAUUACACGUCUGGAGGCCAGUUUAAAAUACCAAUUGUUAUCCGUGGACCUGGUGGAGUUGGGCGGCAACUAGGGGCCGAGCACUCACAGAGACUCGAGUCAUAUUUUCAGUCAAUCCCUGGAAUCCAGAUGGUUGCCUGCUCAACCCCUUACAAUGCCAAGGGCCUGAUGAAAGCUGCCAUCCGAAGUGAGAACCCCGUGAUACUUUUUGAGCAUGUGUUGCUUUACAACCUCAAGGAGAGAAUUCCCGAUGAGGAGUACGUAUUGUCUCUUGAAGAAGCUGAGAUGGUUAGGCCUGGGGAGCAUGUCACAAUUUUAACUUAUUCCAGAAUGAGGUAUCAUGUCAUGCAAGCUGCCAAAACAUUGGUGAACAAAGGGUAUGAUCCUGAAGUGAUUGACAUCAGAUCUUUGAAACCAUUUGACCUUUACACAAUUGGCAAUUCAGUGAAGAAAACUCAUCGCGUGCUAAUUGUUGAAGAGUGUAUGCGCACAGGUGGAAUUGGUGCUAGCCUGACAGCUGCUAUCACUGAAAAUUUCAAUGACUAUUUGGAUGCUCCCAUUAUAUGUUUAUCCUCUCAGGAUGUGCCAACGCCAUAUGCAGGGACAUUGGAGGAAUGGACAGUGGUUCAACCUGCUCAGAUUGUCACAGCAGUCGAGCAGCUCUGCCAGUAA